AUGGCCGGAAAAGAGGGAGCUUCCGUCACUCGACCACCGUUGCUAGAUGGGUCAAAUUAUCCAUACUGGAAGGCACGCAUGAAGGUUUUCAUUAAAUCUCUUGAUGAGAAUACAUGGACAGCCGUAGAAGAAGGAUGGUCUCCUCUAAUCGAAGUUGAUGAAAACAUGAACGAGACAGUGAAAAUAAAGAGUAACUGGAGUUCCGAAGAUAUGCUCAAAGCAAAUGCCAAUGGAAAAGCACUCAAUGCUAUUUUCGGAGGAGUAGAUGAGAACCAGUUCAAGAUGGGAGAAGAUGAGAUGAUAGCCGUGUUCAAUGCCAAAUUAAUGGAUAUAGCAAAUCAAGCCUACCAUCUCGGGAAGGAGUACUCGGAUAAGAAGCUAGUCCGGAAGACUCUUAGAUCGCUUCCAAGAAGAUUUGAUGCUAAAGAAGAGGACAAAGCAGAAGAUGCAGUCAAUACUCACACAUCUUUACCAACUGACAGAGAUUUUAGAAAUUUCAGUGCUUUUGCAAGUCUUGUUACAACAUCAAUUGCAACACCUGGAGAAAUUGUUUGUGAAGAGGUUACUGAAACCGAUCUUCUGCAUGGGUAUGAACUCAUGUUAAAUAAACUUGAUGAAAUGGUCAUACAGAACAAACAACUUGCAAAAGAGUUGAAAGAAUGUCAAGAAAAGCUGAACAUUGCUGAGAAACCCAUAAACAACAUGAACAAAGGAAGAGCCAAGAUUGAGAAGGUACCUUUUCAAACAAGUGUGACACAACAUCAUAUAGAAGAGACAUCAAGAGGCAAGAAAAGCAAAGUUGAAGCAGGCUGUGUUCUAUCAAAUGCUCAAGAAAAUAAACAAGAGAAGUAUAAUAAGAAGAAAAGACAACAUAGAAGACAAGUCCCAAUAUGCUUUCAUUGUGGAAAAAGAGGCCAUAUAAGACCCGAGUGCUACCAACUGAAGGAAGAGGUGAAGAAAGAUAGAAUAUUUGGAAAAGCAAAGAAAUGGAUUCCUACAUGUCAUUACUGUGGUGUCAAAGGGCACAUUCGUCCAAGAUGUUGGAAGAUGAAGAAAGACAUAAAAGGAGGAAAAAGUAUGAAGCAGACACUAUAUACCAGAGAAAAGAAGAAAGAAAGCAAGAAGAUAUGGGUCAAAAAGGAAGAUCUAGUGGGAUACUCUUCAAUAAAAAAAUCCUCAAAAGACAAUUGGUAUUUUGACAGUGGUUGUUCAAGACACAUGACAGGAGACAAAGGCUUCUUGAUGAAUUACAAAGAAUGUCAAAUUGGGCAUGUGACUUUUGGUGAUGGUCAGAAAGGUUAA
This is a messenger RNA of Dioscorea cayenensis subsp. rotundata (Guinea yam), 1302 nucleotides long. RefSeq lists its product as uncharacterized. The record is from RefSeq and is a predicted model, not a curated record. Lineage: Eukaryota; Viridiplantae; Streptophyta; Magnoliopsida; Dioscoreales; Dioscoreaceae. The transcript has 3 exons. Gene Ontology annotation, molecular function: zinc ion binding; nucleic acid binding. The coding region runs from base 1 to 1302 and encodes 433 amino acids.